GAAUGGCAUUCCAACGCCCGCCUUCCUUGUAUCUUUUAAAGGAUUUGAUUGGAUAAGACAGAAACUGGGACUAAAACAGGGCAGGGCAGAUUUUGACAGCUAACACUAGUCCUACUACUGAAGAGAGCACAACUCAACGGCAAAGAGAUUAAAGUAAUUUUAUGAAUUCUCCCAGUGAUGACGAUACACCAUAUUUUGCUUGAAACGAUCAAUAGGUAGUAAACUUAUAAUAAACCAAUAUAAUUUGCAGAUGCAUGUUGAUCCUCAAAGAAAGUAGGUGUCUAGUCUAUACAUUGAACUACAAUACCCACAAUUCAUUGAGUGUAAAGUUCAGACGUCAAACUAACAACAAGGAAGUGGAACUGUAGAGACUGAUUUCUUCAAUUAUCUUAAGCUGCUUAAAGACAGACUGAUUUUGUAAAAGCACAUUGCGUGGGCGUCGUAGAUUAGUACUGUUAGUGUCCUUAUUUUAUACAGUUGUGUAAGUGCGUCUUUUUUAUAGUUGCCUGGGAAAAAUCUGUAGAGUUGCUUAGUUAAACUUCAGCAAGUGUGCUGAAUGACCUGAUACUGGUCUCAUUCAUUGUCGAUAACAAACGACCGGACCGCCAGCUGCUUGUAUGGUUGUAUCUAAAUCACAGAGACGGAGAGAGCACCUUCUAAAAUGAGAAAAACGAAGAAAAUAGAAUGUCGGACGAUAUGCCUCUUACAACGAGAACACUGGCACAGCAUCGUUUGCCACCAUGAGGGUGAUCACCUUUUUCCUGGUGGGGCUCCUGGUCCAUGUAGUCUUCUUCAUCUCCAUCUUUGACAUUUACUUCACAUCCCCCCUGGUCCACGGAAUGACCCCCCAGUCUGUGCCCCUGCCCCCCCCGGCCUCACGCCUGGUCCUGGUGGUGGCAGAUGGUCUCAGGGCUGACAGCCUCUACUUACCCCUCGACAACGGUUCAUCCAGGGCACCUUACUUAAGGAGUGUUGUGGAGCGGAGAGGGAGUUGGGGUGUGUCACACACCCAUGUGCCCACAGAGUCUCGGCCUGGACAUGUGGCCAUGAUCGCUGGAUUUUACGAAGAUGUUAGCGCUGUGGCUAAAGGCUGGAAGGAGAACCCAGUUGAGUUUGACUCUGUGUUCAACGAGAGCAGGCACACCUGGAGCUGGGGCAGUCCAGACAUCCUUCCUAUGUUUGCUAAAGGUGCCAGUGGGGAGCACGUGUACACACACACGUACCCUGCGGAGAAUGAGGACUUUGCCUCCACGGAUGCCUCUAGGUUAGACACCUGGGUGUUUGACCAAGUCAAGGCCUUCUUCCAGUCUGCUAGGAUAAACAGCACUCUGAAGACCAUGCUCCAGGAAGACCAGAACGUCUUCUUCCUGCAUCUGCUGGGAAUCGACACCAACGGGCACGCUCACAGACCCAUGUCCAAGGAAUAUCUGGAGAACAUAGCACUUGUGGAUGCUGGCGUGGCGGAGCUGGUUACACUGUUUGACGAGUUCUUCAAUAACGACGGAAGAACAGCCUACGUGUUCACGUCUGAUCAUGGCAUGACUAACUGGGGCUCACACGGUGCAGGACACCCCUCUGAGACCCUGACCCCACUGGUGGCAUGGGGGGCGGGGCUUAACUCUGCCCAGAGAGUAACUGACCCCCAGCAGUACACAGACGGAUACCUGCAAGAGUGGAAACUGGAGGGCCUUCGCAGGGUUGAUGUCAAUCAGGCGGAUAUUGCUCCCCUGAUGGCAUCUCUCAUCGGAGUCCCCAUUCCUCUCAACUCAGUGGGAGAACUGCCUCUCCUCUACCUUAACAACAGCGACCACUUCAAGGCAGAGAGCAUGUACGCUAACUCCAUCCAGAUACUGGAGCAGUUCAAGGUGAAGAUGGCUCAGAAAAAGAACACCACACUCCCCUUUCUCUUCACGCCGUACCAGUUGCUGACUGAAUCCAGACAGGCCGAGCUGAUUGGCCAGGCCCGGGUUCUGAUCCAGCUGGAGAAGUUUGAGGAGGCAAUCUCUCUGUGCAGGUCUCUAAUCUCCAGUGCUUUGGAGGGGCUGGUGUACUAUCACACCUAUGACAGGUUCUUCCUGGGUUGCAGUGUGGUGCUGGGAUUUGUAGGCUGGACCUCAUAUGUAGUUCUUCUGAUUCUGAAGACCCACACCAGUCUCAGGAGACCACCCACUCGACCAAACCAGAAGUCAGGCCGUGCCCUGGUCUGGGUGUGUGUGUGUGUCACCCUGCUCAUAGGGGUCUUCCUCCUGCUCCAGAGGAGCCCGCUCACCUACUACAUCUACUGCCUCCUGCCUGUGCCUGUGUGGUACUCUGUCCUCAGAGAGUGUGGGACCUUAAUGGACCUGCUCCGCUCUGCUCCAUCUCUUCCUCUCUGGAAAUGUCUCGGUUAUUUUGUGCUGGUCACAUUCGGAAUAGAGCUGUUGGUGGUGAGUUUCUUCCAUCGCGCCAUGCUGACCCUCGGGCUGCUGGUGUUCUCUGUCUGGCCCUUCCUGUCUGGACUCUACACUCAGGCCAAGUUCCACAGCAUCUGCUGGGUCCUGGGAUGUCUGGCUAUGUCUGCUGUUCCCAUGAUGCCUGUGGUGGGGAGAGAGGCCAACGUCCAUGUGGUUACCUGUGCGGGCGGCCUCACCCUCUUCACCUCCGCCUGCUACGUGUGGUCGUCACGGCGACGCACGCCCCUGCUGUGUGGUCACCUCCAGCUCCUCCUCUCCCAGAUGGUCCAUGUGGCAGUGUGCGCGUGUGUUCCCACACUCACACACUCCAGCCUGCAGCACAAACAGGGACUUCCUCUCAGCAACCAGAUCAUCAGCUGGGCCACGUUAGGCUCCUCGCUGCUGGUCCCUCUGCUCAGCUCCACCCGUCUGUUCCAGAGGCUUCUCAGCAUCCUCCUCUCCCUCACCUCCACCUACCUCCUCCUCAGCACAGGGUAUGAGGCUCUGUUCCCCCCAGUGCUGUCCUGGUUGAUGUUCGUGUGGAUCAACAUGGAGCAGGAGGCCAUGCAUUCUCAGGGAGUCACUGGGAGACAGGAACUGUCCGGUAUUGACUUCUCUGACAGCGUGGACAUCACCAAGAUCAGACAGCUGAAGUUAGACGACAUCCGAAGGUCCUACUUCUUUGUGUUUUUCAUCAUCACUGCAUUCUUCGGGACAGGAAACAUUGCUUCUAUUAACAGUUUUGACCCAGCCUCUGUGUACUGCUUUGUCACGGUUUUCAACCCUUUCAUCAUGGGAGGACUAAUGAUGUGGAAGGUCAUCAUUCCCUUCAUAGUGGUGAUGUGCAGCUUUGAGAGCAUCCAGGUAGCCACCCAGCUGUCAUCCAGAAGCCUCAUCCUCAUCGUGCUCGUCAUCUCAGACCUGAUGGCCCUGCAUUUCUUCUUCCUGGUUCAGGACUACGGAAGCUGGUUGGACAUCGGCACCAGCAUCAGCCACUACGUCAUCGUGAUGUCCAUGACCAUCUUCCUGAUGCUGCUCAGUGUGGUGACGCGAGUCCUCACCUCCAGGAGAGUCUAUCUGUGGAGGAGACGCAAGAUGCACUUCCCCUGAAUCACUAUGGUGUGUGUGUGUGGGGGGGUGCAUGCACGUGUUUGGACGGAUGUGUGUGAAGCAUUCAUAUCUCAAGCCGUGUUUUAUUUGAAAUAAUAUUUAUUUAUUACGAUAAAUACUCAACCAUAGUAUAACUGUAUAGUACUAUACACACGAUGGAUUUAUGUUUGUUGGUGCACAGAUGUUAC
Molecule: messenger RNA, 3730 nt
Organism: Osmerus eperlanus (European smelt)
Lineage: Eukaryota; Metazoa; Chordata; Actinopteri; Osmeriformes; Osmeridae
Gene: pign
Product: phosphatidylinositol glycan anchor biosynthesis, class N
Exons: 30
Coding region: 741-3542 (933 amino acids)
Biological process (GO): GPI anchor biosynthetic process
Cellular component (GO): endoplasmic reticulum membrane
Molecular function (GO): mannose-ethanolamine phosphotransferase activity
Source: RefSeq, a predicted model, not a curated record